GCCCGUUUAUUUCCUUGACCUGCGAAACCGAAACACUACAAGCCCCAGUGCGCCACGUAGGCUGUGUUCGGGACUGUUGAGAGUGACGGCACAUUAGUUAAUUCAAUGUUGUGUGUGUGAAUGUGUGCAGCGCUGUACUGUAUUAUAAAUGCAAUGGCUGGCUCAAGCGUGGACACGACAACCCUGUGCUUGUUUGAUGUCGACGGCACUCUAACCGCGGCUAGACAGAGAGUCACCCCCGAGAUGGACGCCUUCCUCCAGAGGCUGAGGCAGAAGGUGAAAGUCGGGGUUGUGGGAGGAUCGGAUUUCGAGAAGAUUAAGGAGCAACUCGGGGCGGACGUAGUGGAGAAGGUUGAUUAUGUGUUUGCUGAAAACGGCCUGGUCGCGUACAAAGCUGGCAAACUGCUGUCCGUACAGAGUAUACAAGCUCAUCUUGGGGAAGAACUCCUUCAGGACUUUAUCAACUUCUGUUUGAAUUACAUGGCAAAGAUUAAACUCCCCAAGAAAAGAGGGACUUUCAUCGAGUUCCGAAACGGAAUGCUGAACGUGUCACCGGUGGGGCGGAGCUGCAGUCAGGAAGAACGAAUGGAGUUCUUUGAGCUGGAUAAAAAAGAACAUAUCCGAGAUAAAUUUGUAGCCGCUCUCAGGAACGAGUUUGUCGGACGUGGGCUGGCGUUCUCUAUAGGAGGACAGAUCAGCUUUGACGUGUUUCCGGAGGGCUGGGAUAAGAGGUACUGCCUGGGCAUCCUGGAAAAGGAUGCAUACGAGAAGAUCCAUUUCUUUGGAGAUAAAACCAUGCCGGGGGGUAAUGACUAUGAGAUCUACAUGGACCCCCGGACAAUAGGACACAAGGUCUCCUGUCCAGAGGACACCCAGCGCAUCUGUGAGGAGCUCUUCCAGUAAAGCUGUCCCGGAGGGUCUGGUAUGGAUAGGAACCUCCAGCAGAAGGAAGGAACAGUUAACUGUAAUUCAGGGGGUGCUCUUAAUAUUAAACUGUAAUGUAGCAUCGGAGAAACACACAUCUGAUUCAGGUAUGCUUCUGCUAAAAUCUCACUUUCUUUGUAAUGCAUCUUCCAAUCGCUUUAUGUUCAAAACGUCUGAUUAAAACAAGCAUGUCUUCAGCCUAAAAACGUUCUCUUAAUUCCCAUUCCGGUGAAUAGAAUUGUAAUGACCAUCUACAGCAGUGUCAAUAAGGGUGUAGUAUUUGUAUUUCACAUAUCAGUAAUGUUUUUGCCAGCUUGCCCUUCAAGCUCAUUUCGUAGUGGUUUCUGGACUGGCAGAACCAGCACAUGGAUUGAACUGCUAGUAAUGCAAAGAACACAUCUGUGCCUUUUUAAGGGGAGAUGUGUUUUAGCAUUUAGAAUUACUGUAAUAGCAAGAGGUAAUGUGAUGCGGGCCACCUCUUCAUCUCAACACCUGUGUCUGUAUGUGUGUCGACUGUAUUUCUGAACUGUAUGUUUUACUGCUGUAAAACAAACUGUCCCAGACAUUGAGCUGCACGGGUGAAAAUGUUAUGCCGGAGUGUUUGAAUUUGUGGAUUUUUGUUUUAUAAACCUGCCUGCUUUAAAGCAUCACUUCCUCAUCAUUUCUUAACCUUUAUUGUGUUUUUUAGUUUUUUAUAUGCUCGCCCGGUACAUAUAGGAUGUCUUCAACUCUCAAUGGCAUUAAAAAACCAAACUGUUCAAAUUCUUCGUUUCUGUGGGAAGCAGUGUCAAACAUAAAAAGAACAGUGCCUUGCUUUUAAAGCGUUUCAUUUUAAGUUUGAAAGUGCGCUAAUGAGGGCUUAAUGCAUGCAAAUUAGAGCAGAGGGCAUCUAAAAGCUUUUUAAGAGACGAGGCCAACGUCCAAUUCCAGUACGAACUUGAAGGAAUAAAUGCAGCGUGUGACAAGUGGAAAAGAAGCCGAGAUUUACAUGCACUUAAAGUUCAUGUAAUGGAAGUCUGGUAACUCACAAAGGCUUUGAAAGGUGGUCUCUGUGAAGUGCAUUGCUGCUAUACGCAUAUGAAUGCGUGUGCUGCACCAGCAUGUUUAAUAUGCAACACGUCUGUAGCUUCUUUCUUAAAAGGAAAGCACUUUACAGCUGAGCAAUGCAAACGAGGUGUCAGCAAAUACAAACAACGGACCUUUUAAAAACCGAUUAUUCAAAGAUUAGAGCUUGAAAUGUUCUGAAAGGGUAGAGCGACCCCCUCGAGGGCUGUAUAUAAAAUGCAGGCAGCGCUUGACUGUGUUCUUCAGAGGAUGAGAGAACGCUGGAAGAAUCACACUGAAGCACAGGCACAGCACUUUAAUCAUGUUUAUUGAAAACCCCCUGCAUUCAUUCCAAGUCAUUUCAAUUGUCCAAAAAAAAAAAAACACAAUUUAAAAACUUCAAAUUAAAAAGCGGAUAACAGGAAAAGCCUUAGCCUCGUCUAUGAAAGUACAGAACUGACAAUACUGGUACAAUCUUUUGCUUGUCUGGCAGCACGUAUCGGGACGUUCCUGUGCGUGGAUGUUAAUAAACUCAGAAGGGAACGAGUGUUUCGUGAAUGCUGAGAGGAGGUGCACGCUGUUUUGAGAAUCGUUUAAUCAGACACACCUGGACAGCAUUUGAAGCCCGAUUCUUGUCCGGGAAUGCGUUUGCAGUGUCAGUGUGUACAGCUCAAAUUCGCAGCUCAUAGCACUGUUCCUCCCCAUCAGAAGGGCUGCAGCACUAGAGAACCUCUCCUCUUCCACAGUCACAACAUUUAAAACUGGCGAUUGCUAUUCAGACAAGUAGAACCUAUUCAAAUGUACUGCCCUUAAAACUACUACACACUUACUGUUGCAGGGAAAAAUACAACUUCUUUUGUGCCUAGAUUUCUAUUAACAAGGCAGUAUUUUUUACAGAUAUUUAGGCACUAAAGCUUUUGUAAAUAGUAGAUGUGCAAGAUAUAGAAAUAUAAAAGAAAAAAAAAAUAAUCAAAAGUUAGAAACAGUAUUUAAUGUAGCUACA
Messenger RNA from Acipenser ruthenus (sterlet), 2971 nucleotides. Its product is annotated as phosphomannomutase 2. NCBI's taxonomy places the organism in Eukaryota, Metazoa, Chordata, Actinopteri, Acipenseriformes, Acipenseridae. The record is from RefSeq and is a predicted model, not a curated record. Gene Ontology annotation, biological process: protein N-linked glycosylation; mannose metabolic process; GDP-mannose biosynthetic process. The transcript is spliced from 8 exons. Gene Ontology annotation, cellular component: cytosol. Bases 121 to 903 code for a protein of 260 amino acids. Gene Ontology annotation, molecular function: phosphomannomutase activity.